UGACUGCAGUCUGAAGGACCUGAACGUCACUGCAGCCUCUUCUUAUAGGACGGGAGGUGAUAAGACACGAGGGUGGGACUCGAACUCAGACUGUCAACUUGACAGAAUUCCUACAUCUGUCGCGCUGUGUCGCCGCCUCAUGACGCGGCCUCGCCGUCACGUGACCCCUGUCUUUACAAGGUGCUUCCGGUCCCCGGCUCUCUCAGACAGGAAAAUGGCGGCUCUGGCUCGGCUCUCUCAGGCGCUCCGGGUUCCGCUCCGGUCUGUGACCCGGUCUCCGCUGAACCGGGACCGGCGGCAGCUCUCUGCGGCGGCGGGACACGGACACGGCGAACACUCCGCUAAGACCUGGAAGAUUCUGACCUUCGUGGUGGCUCUGCCCGGUGUCGCCGUGUGCAUGCUGAACAUGUACCUGAAGGAGCAGCAGCACAGCCACGAGCAGCCCGAGUUCAUCCCGUACACCCACCUCCGCAUCCGCUCCAAGCGCUUCCCGUGGGGAGACGGCAACAAAUCUCUGUUCCACAACCCUCACGCCAACGCUCUCCCUGACGGCUACGAGGGCCACGACGAGUGAAGCCCUCCGGACCAGACGGACCUCACCGGGCCCAGGGACCAGCCGGUCCCCCUCCACCCUCCUCAGAUAGUUACUGGACCACACCUCCACCCUCCGUUUACUCUCCAUGUUUGUGUUGUUUACCUCUGUGCUCCGUCAUGGAGCACCCGAACCAACUCCGGACCACCAAACAAAAAUGUCUGCUUAACUUGACUUAAAUAAAGUAAAUAUUAUUACCUCCA
Larimichthys crocea (large yellow croaker) is the source of this 795-nucleotide messenger RNA. RefSeq names its product cytochrome c oxidase subunit 6A1 (gene cox6a1). Gene Ontology annotation, cellular component: respiratory chain complex IV; mitochondrial inner membrane. The transcript is spliced from 4 exons. Bases 140 to 574 code for a protein of 144 amino acids. NCBI's taxonomy places the organism in Eukaryota, Metazoa, Chordata, Actinopteri, Sciaenidae. Gene Ontology annotation, biological process: mitochondrial electron transport, cytochrome c to oxygen. Gene Ontology annotation, molecular function: enzyme regulator activity. The record is from RefSeq and is a predicted model, not a curated record.